UCGCAGGUUCGGGAAUGCCGGAAAAUUGAAAGUUCUUGACUAAAAUCUAAAAGUGAUCACAAUGAGUGCGGAAUUGGGCCGACAAGAUGAUGUUGAGCGAUCGACAUCGAAAGCGAUCGCAGCAAAAAGUUCUGAAAAUAGCGAGCAAAAUGCAGGCCAUGAAUACGAGGAUGUGCUUCAAUUAAUCGGAUUCGGGCGGGUGCAAUGGCUCGUACUUAUAGCCGCAGGACUCCUUCUCAUGAUGGUCAUCAACGAGACCAUGGGCAUGUCCUAUAUCACCAUUGUAUCUCAGUGCGAUUUCGAAAUGAAUUCAAUGGAUAAAGCAAUCAUGAGUGCUGCCAGUUUUAUAGGAAUAUUCUGCUCAUCUUAUUUUUGGGGCUACCUGAGUGACACUGUUGGUCGGAGGCCAGUAUUGAUAUAUACCACGAUCGCUGGAAAUGUGCUUUCCUUGUGCUCUACAGUAAUUCCCAAUUACUGGCUAUAUGUGUUCCUUCGUUUUGGUGUGGGAUUUUUCAUUGCUGGAGCUUCAUCAACUACCUAUGCCUAUCUUGGCGAAUUUUUCACUCCCAAACAUCGGCCUAUUGCCAUUAAUUAUGCCAGUCUCUUUGUGGGAAUUUCCACUGUUUAUGUGCCGGCCACCGCUUGGCUUAUAUUAUCAAUGAACUGGAACGUGAACAUUACGGAUGACUUCUCUUUUCGUCCUUGGCGUUUGUUGACCAUUUGUUACAUGCUUCCGGGAAUUAUUGGAACAAUAAUGCUAUGGACUCUUCCUGAGAGUCCUAAGAUCCUGAUGUCCUUGCAUAAGACCGAUGAAGCCUUUGCAGCUGUCGACUGGAUUGCAGUUAAGAAUUCCGGCAAACACUUGAAUGAAUUCAAAGUGCAAAAAUUGAAAACUGAAGCAUCAGCUGAUGGAGAAAAUAUAUUACUUGUAUCCAAGUCUGCCAUUGCCACCAUCAAGAAAAUGUGGAAGGAAACUUUGCCGCUGCUAAAGAGACCGCAUCUCGUCAACUUUGUUAUUAGCUGCACCAUUAUGUGUGGCUUGUUCUUCAGCUCUUCGGGUAUGGGUCUUUGGUAUCCUGAAAUACAAAAUCGAUUGGGUAUGAAUCAAGCUGAAGAUUCAAUGACCGUUUGUGAAGUUAUAGACGCUUCAAUAGAUCAAAUGGAAGCAAAUGCAGCUAAUAAGACUUGUGUUGACACAAUCAACACCAAGAGUUACGUAGACACGAUUACCUAUGGAUCGGCCUUAAUUGUGGGAUAUAUACUAAUGGGAUUAGUGCUGAAGGCCAUCGGUCGCAAAGCCUCAAUUUUCAUUGGCCUGGGUUUGUCUGGCGCAUGUGCAAUCAUCUUGAUAUUCAUCAAGGACGAAGUGGCCAUUGUUGUGUGCUUUUGCCUGUACUUGGUCCUGCCAGGACUUUGCGUUUCGAUAGUGAGUGGAGCUGUCGUGGAUCUCGUUCCGACUCACCUCCGGGGAAAAGCGGUCUGCAUAUGCCUGAUGCUGGGACGAACUGGAAGCGUUUUUGGGAGCAAUAUCAUCGGUGUUCUCUUGGAUUCGUAUUGCUCGGUGACCUUUGGGGUAUUUUCUGGAUUCGUUUUGGUUUGCGCUGGCCUGACAUUGCUGUUACCCAUAUAAGAGUAUUAUUAAGUA
Messenger RNA from Drosophila serrata, 1645 nucleotides. RefSeq names its product synaptic vesicle glycoprotein 2B. Gene Ontology annotation, cellular component: membrane. Gene Ontology annotation, molecular function: transmembrane transporter activity. Gene Ontology annotation, biological process: transmembrane transport. The record is from RefSeq and is a predicted model, not a curated record. Lineage: Eukaryota; Metazoa; Arthropoda; Insecta; Diptera; Drosophilidae.